Olea europaea var. sylvestris is the source of this 1748-nucleotide messenger RNA. RefSeq names its product probable protein phosphatase 2C 65. Gene Ontology annotation, biological process: protein dephosphorylation. Bases 296 to 1525 code for a protein of 409 amino acids. The record is from RefSeq and is a predicted model, not a curated record. The transcript is spliced from 5 exons. Gene Ontology annotation, molecular function: protein serine/threonine phosphatase activity. Lineage: Eukaryota; Viridiplantae; Streptophyta; Magnoliopsida; Lamiales; Oleaceae.
GUAAAUUUGAGGGCAGAAUGUGUCAUUGAAUGGCCAUUUUGUCAACCCUCUUCUUCUAACUUUUUGCAUGCAUUGAUUGAAAUUUUUACGUUUUGAUCCAACCACAAAUGAUGUUUAUUACAACAAUUGAUUACGACGUUGUUUUUAAAUCUCUUAACGAUUCUUGUUAAUAUUUUUUGUUCCAAAAGAUUUCAGAAAGGCCUAUUAUUUUAAUUUCUCCUCAUUUUUCCUCUCGUGCACUUGCUGCCCUUGAGAAUCUUGAUUCUUCUUCCUUAAUUCAGAUUGGGACAGCAAUAUGGGACAAUGUUGUUCAUGUCAUAUUCAAAGUUAUUAUGUCGAGAAUCGUGAAGAGGAAAGAGAGGUUGAACGUGAAGAUAUUAUAUUUAGAGGCCACGCUGGGGCGCAUGUUAGGCUGCAAGGAUCAUCUAAAUUUGUAUCAAUGUAUGCUCAGCAAGGGAAAAAGGGGACCAACCAAGAUGCCAUGACUGUUUGGGAGAACUUUUCGGGUGCGAAAGACACGUUCUUUUGUGCUGUGUUCGACGGACAUGGUCCGUCCGGCCACAAGGUGGCACGAUACAUUCGCGAUGUUUUGCCAGUGAAAAUUUCAAUGUUAAAUAACAAGUCAAAGGCAAAUGCUGAAGGGAAAAUUGGCAAUGAUCAUCCAUUUUUGUCAUCAUGGAAAGAUAAAAUAAUAAAGUCUUUCCAGGAAAUGGAUGAAGAACUUGAGGGUGAUGCAUCCAUUGAAAGCUACUGCAGUGGUACAACCUCAGUGUCUAUACUUAGACAGGGUGAACACCUUAUAAUUUCGAACUUAGGGGAUUCUCGUGCUGUUCUAUGCACUCGGGACGAGAAAGAUCAACUUAUUUCUGAACAGCUUACAGUUGAUCUGAAGCCAAAUCUUCCAAGAGAAAUGGAACGAAUUAAAAGUUGUCAAGGCAGAGUUUUGGCAAUGGAUAAAGAACCAAACGUGUACAGAAUAUGGAUGCCCGAUGAAGAUUGCCCUGGUCUUGCCAUGGCAAGAGCUUUCGGAGAUUUUUGCUUAAAAGAUUUCGGCCUCAUCUCAACCCCUGAAGUAACUUAUAGAAAGCUGACACAAAGAGAUGAAUUUGUUGUCUUAGCAACUGAUGGGAUAUGGGAUGUGUUAUCAAACGAUGAAGUAGUACGUAUCGUGGCUUCGGUCAAGAAACGAUCUCUAGCAGCUAAACUGUUGGUGGAUCAAGCUGUUCGAGUCUGGAGAUACAAGUAUCCGUGUGCAAAGAUUGAUGAUUGUGCUGUCGUAUGCUUGUUCUUCAAACACCCGAGACCUUUGUUAACUAAGUCCAUAUCAGAAGUGGCUGAAAUCAGUUUGAAUCAUACAGAACUCGGAACAAAUGCAAGAACUGAUGACGGUCUCGAUACAGUUUUGAACUGUAAUGUUGAAGAAAGCCCGGAAAAUGAUCCGAAUGGUGGUGUUCAUUUGGAUUCUACAACGCACCGGCCUCGGAAAAGAAGAACAGUAAAGAAAAUUGAUCAGGUUGGAGACUGAUAAGGGCUCAAGUGAAUUGUUUGAAGCCUGUAAGCAUUUGAAAAAACACAAGAUGAAAAUAGUAUUAGUCUUAGUGAACCGUUCUUGAAAAAAUACUUUAUACAAAAUUAAUAUCUUGAUGAUGAAUGUAAAAAGAAGAAAAAAUCCUUCAAAAUAGAAAGAAAUAUAUGUUUGAUAACAUGGAAUAUGCACAAUCCAUCAUGGAGUGCAGCAAUUUUACGUC